Messenger RNA from Symphalangus syndactylus (siamang), 438 nucleotides. RefSeq names its product metallothionein-2. Gene Ontology annotation, cellular component: cytoplasm; nucleus. The record is from RefSeq and is a predicted model, not a curated record. Gene Ontology annotation, biological process: cellular response to cadmium ion; detoxification of copper ion; cellular response to zinc ion. NCBI's taxonomy places the organism in Eukaryota, Metazoa, Chordata, Mammalia, Primates, Hylobatidae. Gene Ontology annotation, molecular function: metal ion binding.
UUCUAGCUAUAAACACUGCUUGCAGACCUCCACUCCACCACGCCUCCUCCAAGUCCCAGAGAGCCCGCGUGCAACCUGUCCCGACUCUAGCCGCCUGUUCAGCUCGCCAUGGAUCCCAACUGCUCCUGCGCCGCCGGUGACUCCUGCACCUGCGCCGGCUCCUGCAAAUGCAAAGAGUGCAAAUGCACCUCCUGCAAGAAAAGCUGCUGCUCCUGUUGCCCUGUGGGCUGUGCCAAGUGUGCCCAGGGCUGCAUCUGCAAAGGGGCGUCGGACAAGUGCAGCUGCUGCGCCUGAUGCUGGGACAGCCCUGCUCCCAGAUGUAAAUAACGCGACCUCUACAAACCUGGAUUUUUUUAUGUACAACCCUGACCCUGACCGUUUGCUAUAUUCCUUUUUCUAUGAAAUAAUGUGAAUGAUAAUAAAACAGCUUUGACUUGA